AUGGUGAAGAUCCAUUCAACGGUGACAAAACGCAUUAGUAAAUCGUUGGAGGCGCGACUUGGCGGUGAAUCGGAUUCUACCCAGACGAGUGGUCGGGAGAAUUCCCAGGCCAUGCAUGACAUGAAUGGAGCGCUGAAUUCGAUGAACGCCAAGCUUUUCUGGCUAUUGACUGUGGUCCCGACGAUAGUGCUCAUCCUCGCCGGAGAGUUCAACUGGGUCAAGCGUGAUCUUCGGCGCUUAACGGACUUCUGUGGAUCCCGAGAAAGUUCACGGUUCGACCUGGAACUCCGGAGCUCAGGCAUCUCUCUCUCCUAUCAGCAAGCCUCGGGUCAGGCAUUCAGCCCACGUCUCGGCGGAGAUUUCGACAAGCGUGAAACUUGUGCUUCGGGCCGUACAGCGAUGAGCGCUGAUUUCCUAACCUCUCCGCUGAGCGAAUAA
Messenger RNA from Notodromas monacha, 438 nucleotides. Lineage: Eukaryota; Metazoa; Arthropoda; Ostracoda; Podocopida; Cyprididae. The record is from the annotation of a GenBank genome assembly.